Molecule: messenger RNA, 1683 nt
Organism: Scleropages formosus (Asian bonytongue)
Lineage: Eukaryota; Metazoa; Chordata; Actinopteri; Osteoglossiformes; Osteoglossidae
Gene: cd9b
Product: CD9 molecule b
Exons: 8
Coding region: 507-1193 (228 amino acids)
Cellular component (GO): plasma membrane
Source: RefSeq, a predicted model, not a curated record
GGGGCACUUUACUGUUACACGUAUGUUUCUGGAAAAGAGGCGUCCAGCAGAAGUACCGCUUAAAAGUUUCAUAAGCGGGUCUUUGAGCAACAGAAGAGGCUGCCAAAUGAGGAGGUGGUGCUGCUCGAGCGCCCUGUAGCCGCCUGACGAGACGUGGUCAGCAAGUCAAUCGGAGGGGUGAAUAGAGGAGCCCGUGUGUGAGCGCGCGACGAACGCGCGCGCGGCCAAGUGGGAGUGAGCGCUUAUAUACAGCGGCGGAGCGGCAGAGGGGCACGAGGCGAGCACAAGAACGAAGAGGAGCGCGAGAGCAGCAGGAGGACUCUUCGCAGGGGGGGGGACACACGCAGAGCACCGCGCCCACCCCUCGGCAGCGCCGCGCCGGCACGCGCUCUCCCGUCCGUCCCGCGCGAUCCGCAGUUGUUCCGAAGCGUAGCGUCGCGAGGCACAUAAACAGCCCGUCUUCUUUCUCUCUCCCCCCCUCCGCCCCUCGUCGCUGAGACCACGCCAUGGCGGUGCUGACAGGGGGUGACAAAUGCAUCAAAUACCUGCUGUUCACGUUCAACUUCAUCUUCUGGCUUGCAGGGACGGCGGUGCUGGCCAUCGGCCUGUGGCUACGCUUCGACUCCAAGACCAAGGGCUUGUUUGAAGGAAAUGAGUCUCCCACUGUGUUCUUCACAGGAGUCUACAUUCUCAUUGCUGCCGGUGCCCUCAUGAUGGUUGUAGGGUUUCUGGGCUGCUGUGGGGCUAUCCAAGAGUCACCGUGCAUGCUGGGACUGUUCUUCUUCUUCCUGCUCCUAAUAUUCGCAGUGGAGGUUGCUGCUGGAAUUUGGGGUUUCUCCAAUCAAGACAAGGUAGUCAAUGAAAUAAUUGAGUUUUACAAGCAGACCUUCCAGAACUACAAAGACACCAAACAGGAGGCACUGAAGGAGACGUUGCGUCUAAUUCAAUAUGGGCUCAACUGCUGUGGCCCUACUGGCACCCCAUUUGAUGGAGCCAAAGACACCUGUCCCAGAAAGGAUGGCCUAGACCAGUUCAUCACAACGAGCUGUCCCAGCGCAAUUGAGGAACUCUUCAGCUCCAAGCUACACAUCAUCGGAGGGGUAGGGAUCGGCAUUGGGAUCAUCAUGAUCUUUGGUAUGAUCUUCAGCAUGAUGCUCUGCUGUGCCAUCAGAAGAACUCAGGAAGUGGUGUAGCAACAUUGUUGUCACGACAACGCCUUGCUGUUUAGUAAUGUCUGUCCCAGAUCACAGCUUCGACUACCCAUAUAACCUCUAAUCGUCUCAUCAACAAAGAGCCAGUUAAAAAUUUCAUCCAAUCCCUAAUGAGAAAUUCAGCACUCGAUGGACAUCGUGUACUCAUAUUUGUGAGAUGGCCUGUUUUCUCAAACAAAAGCUAGACAAUUAAUAGUUUGUAAUUAGUGAUUAGCAAAGCAGCUUUAUUUCUCUUUAUAUACAGCCCAUGUUUGAGAUGAAAAAGCCUUUAAGUCUUUGACUUUAUUUUAUAUUUUUUAAACAUUUUGUUCUGCACUAUGGUAUUUGUGGUUUUUUCUUAAGCUGCGAUUAAUAUGUACUUUUUUAAUGCUUCAUUGAGUAACAUGAUUUAUAGUUGAUUUUUAAUGUACUUCACUGAACACAAAAGAUGUAACAUUUUAAAAUGCCAAAUAAAAUUGUGAUAACCAGUUUA